Magnolia sinica is the source of this 882-nucleotide messenger RNA. Its product is annotated as F-box/FBD/LRR-repeat protein At1g13570-like. The transcript is spliced from 2 exons. The record is from RefSeq and is a predicted model, not a curated record. Gene Ontology annotation, molecular function: protein binding. Lineage: Eukaryota; Viridiplantae; Streptophyta; Magnoliopsida; Magnoliales; Magnoliaceae. The coding region runs from base 1 to 882 and encodes 293 amino acids.
AUGCAAGGCGACAUUGACGUUUACGACUGUUUGGGAAAGUCCCUAUUGGAUACUAUACUUUCUCUCUUGCCCUUUCAUGAGGCGGUGAAAACUUCCAUCUUAUCGAAAACAUGGCAGCAUGCAUGGACCUCUAUCCCUUACUUGGAUAUCGAUCCCUUCGUAACACUACCACCAGAAAGGAUGGAAGAAGAAGAAAAAAAAGCAACAGCUGCAGAAGAGAGUGAUCAACAUUGGGCCCCACUUGAAGGUGGUGAUGAAUGGAUCAUGAUCGUUGACAAAAUACUUGCAUCUCACCCUGGGGUUAUACAGAGAUGCCGUAUAUCAACCUGGUACUCCAAGAGCAGUUCUAAUGUAGACCGUUGGAUUAAGGACUUGAUGAAAAGGUUUAUAGCUGAGUUAGUCAUUGAAAGCGGUGGGUUGGGCUUCUCAUAUAAGGUGCCACAAACACUUUUUCAAUACAAGUCAUUAAAGAAAUUGGAGUUACACGGAUGCGCUGUGAAUCUCCCCUCUUAUAUAUGUUUGAAAGAUAAGAAUUUGAGAAUGCUGCAGUUGUACAACACCGAUAUCUCGGUAGAUACCAUUCAACGUUUUCUCUCAGAAUGUGGUUUGUUGGAGAGCUUGACAUUGCAUGGAUGGUACAACGUUGAUGUACCAUUUCUCAAUAUUAGCGCACCCCAUCUAAGAGACUUGGAUAUUAAUUUAUGUAGUUGCAGAAAAUUAAAACAGGUCUGCAUCAACGCACCGAAUCUAAAAAAUGUGAAGAUAGAUAAUUAUGAUGGGGUGAAAGUGGAAAUACAUGCACCCUUGCUUGAAACAAUUAAGUGCUCGGCAGCGAAUAUACCAGUGGAAUGCAGUGAGGAUGACGGAGGCAGUUGGGUCUAA